GAUAGAUAGAUAGAUGAGCGUUUCACACAAACUGAAUUCAAUUUUGAUCAACUUUCUCUCUCCCUCUCUGUCACCACUUCUUAGCUACCUAGCUUCCAGAUCAGAUCAUUAAAUGACAUUUUUUUCUGUAGUGCAACGUAUGUGAGCAUAAUAUAAUUAUGUGUUUGUUUGUGUAUAUAUAACGACCCUUUCACUGCACCGACUCCACCAUCAAACUCACUUUGCAUGCAGGCUUAAUUAACUAGCUUGCCUGCUCUGAUCCUCUCUAAGUGCACUCCUCAGAUGGGGCUCGUUCCUCGGCCCCUGCGCCGCAGCCGCAGCGGAACCCUCCUCCACGUCGUCCUCCUCCUCGGAUUCUUGUUCCUCGGCUUCUGCUACGGUGACGACGGCAACACUGUCAAUGUUGUUGGGUUUGGAGAAUGCUCUGACUGUAAGGACUAUAACAUCAAGACCAGUCAUGCCUUUUCAGGGCUUCGGGUGACGAUCGAUUGCAAGGUCGGUGGCGGGGAGAAGAAUGGAGGAGGGAUGCAGAGGAUGGGAGAAGGAGAGCUGGAUAAAGAUGGCAAGUUCCAAGUGUCAUUGCCAAAGGAGAUGGUGAAGGGGGAUGGGGAGUUGAAGCAGGACUGCUAUGCUCAACUCCACAGUGCAUCUUCUACCCCAUGCCCUGCCCACAAUGGCAUUCAGGCUUCCAAGAUUGUUGCUGCUUCUAAGAAGAAAACACCUGCGGCGGCGUUUGAGCCGGCUGAGAACCUCAAGUUCUCGACUGCCUUUUGCACCUCGGCUUUCUUGUGGCCCUACUUCAAGUUCCCCCCCAUGCCUGACCUCCCACCCUUCCCUAGCAUCGAUCCCUGGAAGAAGCAUUUUCCUAAGGUUUCCUUCCCGCCUUUGAAGCACUUUGGCCACCCUUUCCCCCUCCCAUUCCCACCCUUCACCAAGCCACUCCCACCUCCCGUUUCCGUGCCCGAGCCUGAGCCACCCGUUGACAACCCACCUCCAACUCCUGUCUACAAACCGGAACCCAAGCCAGAAACCAAGCCACCCGUUUAUAUUCCACCAGUCAACCCACCUCCAGUUCCUGUCUACAAACCAGAACCCAAGCCACCCGUUUAUAUUCCACCAGUUGUAAAGCCAAUCCCGCCUCCAGUUCCUGAAUACAAGCCGAAGCCCAAGCCACCUGUUUAUAUUCCACCUGUAAUUAAGCCCAUUCCGCCUGUUCCUGAAUACAAGCCAAAACCUAAGCCCCCGGUUUAUAUUCCACCUGUAGUUAAGCCAAUCCCACCUCCAGUUCCUGAAUACAAGCCAAAGCCCAAGCCACCGGUUUAUGUUCCACCUGUUGUCAAGCCACUCCCACCUCCAGUUCCUGAAUACAAGCCCAAGCCUAAACCACCCGUUUAUGUUCCACCGGUAGUUAAGCCGAACCCUCCUCCAGUCCCUGAAUACAAGCCAAAGCCCAAGCCACCCGUUUAUAUUCCACCUGUAGUUAAGCCAAUCCCACCUCCAGUUCCUGAAUACAAGCCGAAGCCUAAGCCACCGGUUUAUGUUCCACCGGUAGUUAAGCCAAACCCUCCUCCAGUCCCUGAAUACAAGCCAAAGCCUAAGCCACCGGUUUAUAUUCCACCUGUGAUUAAGCCGGUUCCACAUCCAGCUCCUGAAUACAAGCCCAAGCCCAAGCCCAAGCCACCAGUUUAUAUCCCACCCGUGAUUAAGCCGGUUCCACACCCAGUUCCUGAAUACAAGCCAAAACCCAACCCAUCUGUUCCUAUAUACAAGCCGAAGCCUCCGGUUUAUAUUCCACCCAUAAAGCCACUCCCACCAUCGAUUCCUGUAUACAAGCCAAAGCCAAAGCCACCCGUUUACAUUCCACCUGUAGUGUCACUUCCACCUCCAGUUCCAACAUACCACCCAAAACCAAAACCACCAGUAUACAUUCCACCCAUAAAGCCACUUCCACCACAAGUCCCAAUAUACAAGCCUAAGCCACCCGUUUAUAUUCCACCUAUAGUAAAGCCACUCCCACCCGUGGUUCCCAUCUACAAGCCAAAACCAAAGCCGCCGAUUUACAUCCCUCCAAUAAUAGUAAAGCCAUUGCCUCCUCCCGUUCCUAUCUACAAACCAAUACCAAAGCCACCUGUUUACAUCCCUCCAAUAAUAGUAAAGCCAUUGCCUCCUCCCAUUCCCAUCUACAAGCCAAUACCAAAGCCACCUGUUUACAUUCCUCCCAUAGAAAAGCCAUUUCCUCCUUCAAUCCCCAUCUACUACAAACCAAUCCCAAAAACACCCAUCUACAUUCCUCCAAUUGUAGAAAAGCCAUUGCCACCAAUACUAAAGAAGCCAUUCCCAACAUUGCCGCCAAUACUAAAGAAACCGUUCCCAACAUUGCCACCAAUACUAAAGAAACCGUUCCCAACUCUUCCCCCUUUUUACAAACACCCACUCUUCCCCCCUCUGCCCCCUCACGUUGCCCAACCUUAAUAAAACCGUGAAUCUUGAGCUCCAUUCAACUGAGUGUCAAAUCUCCUUGCUGUUUUAGAUUCAUCUAUAUACUAGUAUAUGUUUAUUCGUGCAAUGACUUAGCUGGCUCAGCCUCUCGUCGUGGGAACUUUUGUUUGUGCAAUAAAAAGUGCAGAAGUGAAUGGAUCAAAGGCCACUGACCAAUUUGAAGAAAGAAAAUGAAGGAUGAGGCUAGCCAGCGGGUGCAUAUUAGUUAAAAUUGCUUUUGUUUAUUUGUCUGAUGAGAUUUAGCCGCCUUGGUUUGAUGGCCUUGUUUAAGUUUGUAAAGUGAAAGUGUAUUACUGCUGUUUCAGUUUCAGUGUUGUAUAAGUUCAUUGUUACAAAUAAUUUCAUACUGUAUUUUGCUUCUUUGAUGAUGACUUCCCAAAGUUAAACAAUUGGAAUAUGCAGAAGUGACUUGUUUCAUGCCUUCAUGCUUUACAAUGCAUAUGCACUCGCCCGCACUGGUUUGAAAGAAUGCCUGUUUUGUUUCAUAAAUGGUUCUGGUUUAA
Messenger RNA from Cuscuta campestris, 3002 nucleotides. The record is from the annotation of a GenBank genome assembly. Lineage: Eukaryota; Viridiplantae; Streptophyta; Magnoliopsida; Solanales; Convolvulaceae.